UCACACCGCAUAUCGUGAUGGCUAAACCAGUGAAGCGCCAGACUCACUGCUUCGCGCCCGGAUGCUCUACCGGGUACGUUUCAGCCCGAAAGGCAGGUGUAAAAAGGUCUGUUUUCACCGUACCGAACGAUGAGGACCAGCUGAAAGCAUGGCAGCGUUACGUUCUACGUGGUGACAAACUGCUCGACCGAACUGCAGUCCUGUGCGAGUUACACUUCGAGCAACGGUUUAUUGUGAGAGAUUACACCCAUAUCGUGAAUGGUGAAGUUGUGAAGAUUCCUCGCGGCCGCCCAUGCCUUACCGAUGAUGCAAUACCGUCGAUCUUCCCAAACACGCCGAGUUAUCUCUCUAAAAAGCUUCGUCAGAAGCGCAGCUCCCGGACAUCGAGAGGAGAAGUGCUCAGCAAAAAAAGAAAAGUGAACGAUGAAAACGAACUUCCUUCGAUGGAGCACGAUUCUUCCUUAGAUGUGACAACGAACGGUGAACGUGUUCCCGGCGCGUCGUGUACAGUGGAAAAACUGGAGCAUAUGAAAGGUGAGAAGCUUCCAAGCAACUACUGGUCGAUGUGCCUACUUGCGGAUGCCCCGAACGCUGUUGCGUUUACUGUUUGCGCUCAAGAUGGUGAUAGUGUGUACUUCAAGAAACUGGUGUUGGGCUCUGCUGAGGAUACUUGCUAUCGUUGUGUAGUGUUUGUGCAAAGGAAAGUUGUAAAAAAAGUGGAUGUGUUUGAUGUGAAUGCUGUGGAAAGCCUCCUCCACUCCAUCAACGAGAUGGUUGUGUGCUCCGGUUUUGAGCAAGGUUCUAUUCCACUUGAGCGGCUUGACAGUUCCAAUCAAUCAAAAUACAGAACGCAUGGAAACAAGUCGUACAGCAAAAGUUGCUCAGGCAUGUCUCAAAAUCAAAGGCCUUGUAUACACUGCAGGUAUCUAAAGAAACUGCUUUUGAACCAAGCAUCCUAUAAGAAGAGAAAAGCUAGAGUGGCUACUCGUUACCGUGCUUCGAAGAAACUAAUUAUGCGGGGAAGACAGUUGAGGCGAGAAAAGGCAAAAGUCAGUGAACUAAAGCAAAUGCUUGCGAAAAUGAAGCAAAGUAAUUCUGCCCUCUCUGAAUCAAACCUUCAGGAGAGUCUGUCUAAGCUGCCUGAGAAACAGCGGCAGCAGGUACAAACAUGCUUUGAAGCAGCGAAAAGGAAAGAAACACAGGGGAUGAAGUACAGCGAUGAAUGGCUUCUGGACUGCAUUACAAUGCGCAUGAAAAGCCCAAAGCUGUAUGAGCAUAUUCGAAAGCAUAAAAUAAUGGUCUUGCCAGCAAGAGUUGUUUGCACAAAAAAAACCAAAAGUGUAGACGAGUUUCACAGGCACGGAGGUCUCUUCAUUGACGAGCUGAAGCUCUCGGAGAGCCUCAAAGGGACAAGCAGUGGACUCAUCGAAGGUUUCGUUGACUUGGGCAAAUACACUUCUCUAGAUCACAGCACACAAACGUGUGGUCACGGUCUAGUAGUAUUGUACCAGCCAUUUUCAGGCAACUUUCAGCAAAUCUUAGGGGUUUUCGGCUCCCAUGGAAAUGUAAAGGCCGAUGUGCUUGCAAAAAUCAUUGUCGAUGCAACACUAACUGCCGAGAAGCCUGGGCUUUUUGUGGAUUUUGUGACCACAGAUGGUGCAUCCUGGAACAGGAGUAUGUGGCAACAAUUUGGCAUCAAGGGUUCUUCAAAUUUGGCGAAGGCAACUGCUAACGGAAAUGUGUCACCAUCAGUGCUGAAGAGCCUCACCCAUGGCAGCCACAAAGACCGGAGAGAGUUCCAGAUGAAGCUUGACGAGCUCAUGGACAUAGGGUGUCUCAAUGAAGCAGCUUAG
Molecule: messenger RNA, 1853 nt
Organism: Rhipicephalus microplus (southern cattle tick)
Lineage: Eukaryota; Metazoa; Arthropoda; Arachnida; Ixodida; Ixodidae
Source: RefSeq, a predicted model, not a curated record